Hemibagrus wyckioides is the source of this 2163-nucleotide messenger RNA. RefSeq names its product sorting nexin-16-like. Gene Ontology annotation, molecular function: phosphatidylinositol binding. The record is from RefSeq and is a predicted model, not a curated record. Gene Ontology annotation, biological process: endosome to lysosome transport; protein targeting to lysosome; early endosome to late endosome transport. The transcript is spliced from 8 exons. Lineage: Eukaryota; Metazoa; Chordata; Actinopteri; Siluriformes; Bagridae. Gene Ontology annotation, cellular component: late endosome; extrinsic component of endosome membrane; early endosome. Bases 154 to 945 code for a protein of 263 amino acids.
UUACUGAAACUAGUCCAGGGUGUAUGAGGAUGCUGCACCAGUCAUCAGCUAAUCUCUGAUCAACCACGAUUUGAUUUAUUUAUUAUCUUUAAUAAAAGAGGAACCGUUUAAUGUUGGCUGCAGCUGAUCAUCUUUGCCUGCUGCCUUCAUCCUAUGGAGAACUCCCUUCCUGGACACGGUACACACUCGCACAGGAGAACAUCAUCCCUGGGGAGUCUUUCAGAUCAUGCCAGCAAAGAGAACGGGAGGAGAACCAGUACAGGCGAGCGGAACGAUAGACCGCCUGUGCCGACCUUACUAGGUUAUGAGAUCAUGGAGGAAAGAGCGAAGUUCACGGUCUACAAGAUCUUGGUUAGAAGAGCGCCUGAUGAGAGCUGGGUGAUUUUUCGGCGCUACACGGAUUUCAUCAGGCUCAACGACAAGCUCAAAGAGAUGUUUCCUAAACUCAGACUCUCUCUGCCACCCAAGCGUCGCUUUAAAGACAACUACGACAUGAACUUCCUGGAGGAGAGACAAGUUGGCUUGCAGGCUUUUCUUCAAAAUCUGGUCGCUCAAAAAGACAUGACUAAGAGUGACGUAGUGAGAGGGUUCUUGUGCUUGGACGACCCUCCCGGACCCUUCGAUAGUCUGGAUGAGAGCAAGGCCUACUGCGAGACCCUGGAAGAGACGAACCAUCGGCUGCAGAGGGAGCUGCAGGAUAAGCAGCGGGAAAUCCAGUCUCUUAGACGAAUCUUGGAGGACCGAGAUCUCCAAAUCAGCGGGCUGGAGAAGUCCAAGAACAGCGUUUGUGACGAGUUAAGUAACGUCCACGAGGUAAAGGAAGACGCCCAGACAGAACCAGAAACAGAAGAGAUACAGACAGACAACUCCACUGACCUGGACAGAAGUUUGGAGCCCCAUUUGGCAAAAAGAAGCCAUGCAGCUUGCUGGAGCGGUUCGGCCUAGGAAGACACGUGAGCUUCCCCAGAUCAAGAUAUCUGAAGGACCAGGCUUAGAACUUGCAUCAUCUGCAGGAGAACUAAACAUGAUAUUUACAAACCAUAACAGUUUUGUUUUUUUUUUGUCGUGGCAGAAAUAUGUUGGAGUAGUCUGAACCGCUGGGAUGAAAAAAGAUCAGAACUAUUUACAAGAUGAGAAAUGAUGGAGUUCCAGCAGUGCCUUUUCAUCUGGAAGUCGAAAAUCAGCACAUUUUUAGAAAUGUACAUCUGGAGUGGGCAUUAAGACGGCUGCUUUAUUGUAUUUUCAUGAGGGCUUGACCGUCUUGGUAUAGUGUGUGUGUGUGUGUGUGUGAUUAUUCUGUAUUGCUAAUAAGGUGCAUAAUUAAUGCACUUCCUUUUACAAAUUACCGUUUCCUUAGUAACUCAUUCAGGGAACAAAUCAAUUUAAAAUUUUAUUUAAAAUAAAAUUAAAAAUGAUGUGCAAUCACUGAUAUUUUCUUGUAUAUUUAUUGUUUAUGGAAGGAGUCUCCAGUGUCAGAACUCUGGUUUCUCUUAAAACAUCUUUUUUCUCAGAUACUGGUGAAAUUUUUGUUCAUAGCUGUUUCAAAGCAGGAAGAGCUUUAAGGAAGUCAUUUGUUUUUUGCAGAUUUCCAACAAUGUUAGACGAAAUAAGUGAAAAAGCCCUGUGGUAUAAUAGCAGCGCUUGAUGUCAUGACAUAACCCUUGUUGCUGAUGAUAUUUCUAUAACAGCUUACACUUUCCUCAACUAUUACCCACAAUGCUGUUGGAUUGCCUGGUGAAAGUGGUGACUGCGUGGUCUCUCGUCAGUUCACUUCACUUUCAACACCAUCACCAUCAAACUGCCAAACCAAGUCUGGAUUAACGUGAUGUUGAUUCUCACUGGAAAUGGGUGAAUAAGAAAAGAAGCUCUUUAUUUAUUUAUUUUCACAUGAGGAACUCAAGUCCAAUCUCAAGAUGUUUUCUCUAUUGACUUGGACUUUCUCUGAUUUCUUGCCAUUUAUAUUUGGACUAUUCUCAGCCUUGGGCAUUGGUCUCUUGGCGGAAAAUGAGUGGUUGUUAAAUUAUGUUGUUAUGUUGUCAAAAUUAUCAUGUUUUUGCUUUUCACCAGAACAAAGUUUGACAAAUGUAAUUUCUUAUUUUCGAAAACAGCCUAAUUAGUGGUCCAGUGUGUGAAUGAAGCCAAAUAUUUGAAAUAAAGGCUUGG